AUGAGUGCAGGUGAUGAGUCAGAGAGGGGGGGUGAGAGCGUGGCAGUGGGGGAAGGUGAUUGUUUGAAGUUGGAGUUGGAGCGGGGGAGAGUGCUGCUUUUAACUGUCUGCUGGGCAGGUGUUGAUGGUCAGACACUGACAGAAUCUGAACCAGUGGUUAAAAGGCCUGGAGAAUCCCACAGAUUGACCUGUACAACCUCUGGAUUCACAUUCAGUGACUAUUAUAUGAACUGGGUCAGACAGGCUCCUGGAAAAGGACUGGAGUGGAUCGCUUAUAUCAGUAGCGGUGGUGGUAGCAGCAAAUCCUACUCUCAGUCAGUCCAAGGCCGGUUUACCAUCUCCAGAGACAACAGCAGACAGCAGGUGUAUCUGCAGAUGAACAGUCUGAAGAAUGAAGAUUCUGCUGUUUAUUAUUGUGCUCGAAGAAUCCACAGAUUGACCUGUACAGCCUCUGGAUUCACUUUCAGCAGCUACAGCAUGCAUUGGGUCAGACAGGCUCCUGGAAAAGGACUGGAGUGGGUUGCUUUUAUCUAUACUGAUGGUAGUGGCACAUUCUACUCUCAGUCAGUUCAAGGCCGAUUUACCAUCUCCAGAGACAACAGCAGACAGCAGCUGUAUUUGCAGAUGAACAGUCUGAAGACUGAAGAUUCUGCUGUUUAUUAUUGUGCUCGAGAGUCACAGUGACUGGAGUUGGUUGAGCAGCUGUACAAAAUCCUACAGCACUCAUCUUUAAGCUAGUAGAGCCUAAGAAUUACAUUUUUUUAAUAGUAGCUAUAUAAAUCAUAUACUAAAUGUUGUAUUGUUGUUAUCUUUAUUUUUUUGUAUUCCGUAUUUUACUAUUAUUUUUUUUCAAAUAAUACAAAGUUGUGUAAACUGUUCCUUUGAAACAUUAUUAGUUAGCAAAUAAAAAAAACCCACAAUAAAAAUCACUUGUUCAUAAAAGGCCAAUGAUAGCAAGUAUAAACUAAUACAAAUACUAAACAUUUCUACUAAGACACAAUAAUGUCUGUAAAUUAUGUGGAAUCUAAAGUGAGUCAUAAUAUGAGAGUGAAAAUAACUUGUUGCAGUUUCUUUUAUAAAAUCACUAGAGGGCGUUCGGUGUCAAGUUUCUCUCUCCUCUGUUUCUAAAAGGAGACACUCAGAUCUGCUGUUCUCAUUGAUCUUAACUGACUGACACUUGAACCCUGGACUCCUGCUGCUCAUGUACACUGGAUACUGUGAUAGUUGAUACUUUUCUACUCUAAACAGAAGUCAUGUUUACAUUUACCUGACGCUUUUAUCCAAAGCAAGUCGCACACCUCUGGAGCAACUACGGAUUAAGUGUCUUGCUGAAGGACACAAUGGAGGAUGGAACCCAUGUCUUUCACGCCAAAGGCUGGCGUCUUAUCCAUUGCACCAUAAUCACCCCAUGCGUUAACUUGAUUCCACACAUUUUGAACAGGACAGUACAACAGCAUAUUCAAUUAAACAAAACAAACACAAACACAUAUCAUGAAAUAUGAUUAAGACUGUUUUUUAUUUCUGAUGUAGUGAUAAUUACAAAAAGUAACUUA
This is a messenger RNA of Micropterus dolomieu (smallmouth bass), 1553 nucleotides long. RefSeq lists its product as uncharacterized. The transcript is spliced from 4 exons. The record is from RefSeq and is a predicted model, not a curated record. Gene Ontology annotation, cellular component: external side of plasma membrane; blood microparticle; immunoglobulin complex, circulating. Gene Ontology annotation, molecular function: immunoglobulin receptor binding; antigen binding. The coding region runs from base 1 to 684 and encodes 227 amino acids. Gene Ontology annotation, biological process: defense response to bacterium; phagocytosis, engulfment; positive regulation of B cell activation. NCBI's taxonomy places the organism in Eukaryota, Metazoa, Chordata, Actinopteri, Centrarchiformes, Centrarchidae.